AUGGACGGGGUUUUCCUCUCGCCCAACGAGGAUGAGUUCGUGGGCAGGAUCACGGAGGAGCUGGAGCACUUCGUGCUGCAGGGGCAGCUCCACAGCGUGCUCCUGUUCCCUCCCCUGUCCAGUCGCCUCAGGUACCUGAUCCAUCGGACCGUGGACAGCAUGGAUCUCCUGAGCAGCUUUUCUGUGGGAGAAGGCUGGAGGAGGAGGACGGUGAUCUGCCACUCAGCUGUAAGGUGCAGUAGCUCUAACAGCACUUCUCUUUUCUAUGGCCACAGGAUCAGGAGGCCUCCCAGGAAGAAGCCAGAUAAAGCCCUGUACGUGCCCAAGGCGAUGCGCAGGAGGGAGGAAUGGGGCGAGCAGGAGAACGCGGUGGCCGCCGGCGGGGACGCGGCGCAGGAGGAAGAGACCUGCCCCAAAGAGACCGCCCGGGAGGAGCUGGGCAGGGCUGAAGGAAGCUCAGGUGAUGUCUCCUUGGCCUUUGGUGAGCAGGAGGAGGCUGGUGAAGGUAAAGCCCCAGCUGAAGCAGAAGAGCAAGAUUUGAGCUGUGACAACACUCUUAUACCAGAAGGUACCAAAAUCCUGUGCCAAGUGCAAGCUGAAGACCAAAGCAGCCGGAAUGCCGGCGUAUUGGAGCAUGCCAAAACCUCCUCCCUACCAGCCAGUAACUGCGGGGCAGACCCAGCUGAAGCAGAGUCAAGUGCAGGGUCACUGGUGCUGGAAAACCGGGAUAAGAGCCACACCACUGCCAAGAGCCUGGAAAGCAGCGGAAUCAUGUCACUGCCUGAAGAACAAGACAAGGACUUGAAUGCCAGCACCACGGAGGGAGGGGAGAGUUCCUCCAACCUGGAAAGCCCAGAGGAGUGCCCCAGUGUUGCCCAGGUGGAGCAGACCCAGUGCCAGAACCCCCCAGAAGCCCCAGAUGAGCCUCUCCCUGCAGCUGAGCCCGUGUAUGGUGCUGACCCAUCAUCUCCUGAGGACCAGACCGAGCGUGAGGCGGAUGCUCCGGUGCAGAACCGCAGCGAGAAGGUGCCCGUGGUGGCAGAGGAGGACAAGGAGCGUUCGGGCUUGGCUGAUGCUCUGUGGCACGAGCUGCACUUGUCUGCAGGGGACAGAGAGGAGAGCGUGGCUGUGCGCAGGAGGAGCAGCCUCGAGGACGACUGCACCGCAGAGCUCUUGGCAGAGAUUGUGGGUUAUUUAACUGUGAAGAGCAUAAGCAUUGAGAAGAUCAGCUUAGACUAUUCCAGCUACAGGGAUGCCCAGCUGAGCGAGGGGGAUUUUGGCCACGUUACUGAAAUCUAUGACUUCUCCCCGUCACUGAAAACAGAGGACCUGGUGGAAACGUUCUCAGACUUCCAUGAGAGCGGGUUCAAAAUCCAGUGGGUUGAUGAUACACACGCCCUGGGAAUCUUCUCCAGCCUCUCCGCAGCAUCUCAAGCCCUGGGGCGACGUUAUCCUGCUUUAAAGAUCCGACCGUUGAUCCAUGCCACAAAGCAGUCCAAAAUCAAGGCCCUUCAGCGACCAAAGCUCCUUCACCUGGCAAAAGAGAGACCCCAGACAGACACGGCGGUGGCCAAGCGGCUGGUGACCCGCGCCCUGGGCUUGAAGCACAAGCAGCAGGAGGGCUCAGGCACCGACGUGCUCCUGCCAGAAAGCUUGGACCAGGAGGAAUAA
Molecule: messenger RNA, 1671 nt
Organism: Nestor notabilis (Kea)
Lineage: Eukaryota; Metazoa; Chordata; Aves; Psittaciformes; Psittacidae
Gene: R3HCC1
Product: R3H domain and coiled-coil containing 1
Exons: 8
Coding region: 1-1671 (556 amino acids)
Molecular function (GO): nucleic acid binding
Source: RefSeq, a predicted model, not a curated record